AUAGUUGUGCAACUGCACUCUAGCACAACUGCUAAAAGCAUGAUAAGCCUGUUUGUUUGUUUGUUUCCAAUGAGAUUGCUCAAGUGUAAAUGUGUGUAGUGCAGUUUUAGCAGUUGUGCAACUGGGUGCUCACAAUGUGUCAGUAUGCACAUUGCAUUGCACAGUAUGUAGGCCAUCGUGUCUUUGCCUGUGCACACAUCUCUCUGGUGCUCAAGCAUAUACUCCAAGAGUUUCUGUUUAACAGAGACAAUCCCAAUUUUCUAGCCUCUGUCUCUGGUAUAUCACCAUCCUUCUUUUUGUCUUCUGAAGAUGCUUCCUUAAAAUUAUGUGUUUAGGAGCUGCUACAUUUGGCAUGCAUCAGCUUUCAGCACAUACAUGUAAUUGCACAUGGCUAAACAUUAAUGUGCCUUGUAGUGUACAGUCUGCCAUUUCACAUGCUGGCGAGGAUCAUUUUGAACUGCUGAUGACCUAUUUUAGGAUAAUCAUGUUUUUUCUAGCACAUCUUUAAGAUCUGAGUCCAGAGUUAUGAGGCAACCCCCAAAUGUGGCACACACCUGGUACUUCCAGCCAAAGAGGGAACAGGAGUGCAGGGAGGUAUACUGCCGCCCCAACUGAGCCUUUACUAACAGAGCGCCAGUUGGGGGGGGGAGCAGAGGGAGGGGUAAGUGCACCCUCCCACAACCUUAAAGUUAUCCCACACACACACACACCAUGCCUUCGAACCUUCAAACUGCCCGGUGUUCGUACCUCUUCAAAUGCCCGUAAAAGUGCCUCUGAACAGGUUCAUGCACAUCCCUGUUUUGCAGGGCUCUCCGCCACAGCCCAUCCACAACUUGCAAUAUUAUAAUAAUAGCAAUUGAUUGAAUUUGCAUUUGCAACAACAGAAUUUUUUGUUUUAACAUGUCUACAGCUACAUUAAAGUCUUAGGUUUCUUCUGUCCUCCAGCCCAGAAACUUGUCACUUCCAUCUCAGGGAAGACAACAAAAAUAGACAUCUAUUUUAUCUUAUUUAUUACAUUUAUAUCCUACUCUUCCUCCUAGGAGCCCAUAGUGGUGUACAUGGUUUAUGUUUAUCCUCACAACAGCCCUGUGAGACAGGUUAGGCUGAGAGACAAGUGACUGGCCCAGAGUUGGGCUGCCAGGUGUCCCCCCGGAAUUUAGGGUCGCCCCCCGGAUUUUAUUUUUUAUUUUACAUUUAUUUAUUUUGGCUCCUCCACCUGGCUGCUAAAUUCCACCCGGAUUUACACGGAUUUCAAAUGUGCUGCCCGGAUCGCCCAGAUUUGACUCUGGAUCCGAUCACAUGUGAGGGCAGAGGAGGAGGGGAAAGUAUAAUCGGUCAAAUAGAUAAAUAAAUAAAUAAAAUGCAAACUAGUUGCCACAUACUUUGCAUAAUAUGCAAAUUAGGCCACCCGGAUUUGGGAAGCUUGAAUAUGGCAACCCUAGACCAGAGUCACCCAGUGAGUUUCAUGGCUGAACGGGUGAACAAGUCAGAGUCAGGUCCUUGUCCAUCACCACUACACCAUGCUGGCUCUCAGUGCCAGUAUACGGUAGUAUAGGCAAUAAGUGUGAGUGUGUCACUCUAUAGUAAUUUUAUCUCUAUGUGACAUUUAGACUUUCGGGAGGCAUGUGGGGGGCGGGGAGCAGCUCAAUACCUUCGGCAUCGAUUACACAUCCACGAAGAAUAAAGGGAGAGCUAUUAGAAAUCCGAUAGUCAUUGGGCGAUUUCCCUGUCAAUAUCUGCAUGAAGGAGCCCAUUGGUUGCAAUGGACAUACAUCCUGAAUUACGAGAACAACAAUGUCGUUCCUAUUGGCUUCCUCUCCAGGCUGUCAGGCGGGAGUGCGCGGACUCUCUCUUUCCUAUUGGCUGCUCCGUUCGUGCGGGGCGGGACGUUCCUUUCAGUGCAGGACCAGGCGGUUGCGGGAGGAAGGCGCACCCGUUGGAGCCCCAAAGAAAGAGACAAGAGGAAAGCUCCGUUUUCUCCAGGCACUCUGGUCACCAUGGAGGACGGCAUCUAUGUCCCUCCAGACCUAACGCCUGACGAGAGGCUCGAGUUGGAGAAUAUCCGGCGACGGAAACAAGAGCUUCUGGUGGAAAUCCAGCGGCUGCGAGAUGAGCUCAGCGAAGCCAUGAACGAGGUGGAGGGGCUGGAAGCCAACGAGGGAAGCAAAACUCUGCAGAGAAACCGGAAGAUGGGGAUGGGACGCAAGAAAUUCAACAUGGACCCCAAAAAAGGAAUCCAGUUCCUAGUGGAAAAUGAGCUGCUGCGUUCCACUCCCGAGGACAUCGCCCGUUUCCUCUACAAGGGGGAAGGACUCAACAAGACGGCCAUUGGCGACUACCUGGGCGAGCGGGAGGAGUUCAACAUCGCUGUGCUCCAUGCCUUUGUUGACUUGCAUGAAUUUACGGACCUCAACCUUGUGCAAGCACUCCGGCAGUUUCUCUGGAGUUUCCGAUUGCCAGGAGAAGCCCAGAAGAUUGACCGCAUGAUGGAGGCCUUUGCUCAGCGGUAUUGUCUGUGCAACCCGGGUGUCUUUCAGUCCACAGAUACCUGCUACGUCCUCUCCUUUGCGGUGAUCAUGCUCAAUACCAGCCUCCACAACCCCAACGUCCGUGACAAGCCCACAGUCGAGAGGUUCAUCACCAUGAACCGCGGCAUCAAUGAUGGGGGUGACCUGCCUGAAGAACUGCUGCGGAACCUGUACGACAGCAUCCGUAACGAGCCCUUCAAGAUCCCUGAAGAUGAUGGGAACGACCUGACACACACUUUCUUUAACCCCGACCGCGAGGGCUGGCUCCUCAAGCUGGGAGGGCGAGUGAAGACAUGGAAGAGACGCUGGUUCAUCUUGACUGACAACUGCCUCUAUUACUUUGAAUAUACAACAGAUAAGGAGCCCAGAGGAAUCAUCCCACUGGAGAAUCUGAGCAUCCGGGAAGUUGAAGACCCACGAAAAACAAACUGUUUUGAGCUCUACAUUCCCAACAACAAGGGCCAGCUAAUCAAAGCCUGCAAGACUGAGGCAGACGGGCGCGUGGUUGAGGGGAACCACAUGGUCUACCGCAUCUCAGCACCCACGCAGGAGGAGAAGGAUGAGUGGAUCAAAUCCAUCAAGGCCGCUGUGAGUGUAGAUCCUUUUUACGAGAUGUUGGCCGCGCGCAAGAAGCGGAUCUCGGUGAAGCAGAAACAGGAGCAGGCGUGAGGUGGGGCCUCCGCUCCCGUGCCUACCUUUUUCUCUUCAUGGUGUACCUCGCCUUUGGACCUGCUGACAAACCCACCUGUUUUGAGCUCCAUGAAACCCACCACCCCCUUCCCUCUUUGGAUCGAGGAACCACCGUACAACUCUGCCAGCCUGACAGAAUGCCAGCACACACCUCGACGCCCCCUCUGCAUCUCCAGAGCUUCCCUUUUGGCCUUCUGGGAUUUGCCAGUGGGCAUCACCUUGGGAACUGUUGCACCGUGGUUUCCACAGAGUACGGAGGCGUCGUUCCCGUUCUGGGACAUUUUCCCCUUCGCCUCCCAACACACUCAGGCAGAAGACUUUGAAGGCCCUCUGCCUCCUCCAGCUUGACUAUGAGGGCUACAAACUUGGGAAUGUUCCCUGCUUCAUUGGUCCUUUCCUUUCAGCCUGUUCUUGCUCCUCUGAGCCAGUCUACACAUUAAGAGAAAGGAUCUUGGAAAAGCCCUCCAGGGACUGUACCACUCCAGAACACUGAAGUGGAGAAGAAGGAACUGCAUGUUUGAAUAGUACUCUAUGGUUUUUUGUGGUUUUUUUAAAAAAAGGCUAGACUUUAUACCCUUCUCUGAAAGAUGCUAGCUUUCUACAAGUGGGGAGUUGUUUCUUUACUUGCGGGAGCAUUUGGUCAUCUAAUUCCUGCACCUGCAUUCUGACAUUGGUGCUGUCUUGGGAGAACUGUACCAUGUGCUUUUUCCUGAAUGUGUAGACUGGCCCUUAGACUCAAUUGCCAAAAAUUCUGCCUCUUGACAAGCUUGUACUACAAUACUUAACAUUUGCUCUACAGAAGGAAGUGAACAUACUGACAACCAGCAGGAGGCAGCAGAGAGCCAAGCAGCCCUGUGAGCACACUGACAAAAUGUUCACCAUUCUUCCUCCAGCAGGAAUAGCCAGCAGAUAUGCGCAACUGACAGUUCUGAUUCUUCGCAUCCCGAAGCAGGAUCACCAGCCCCUUUGUCCCUCUUCCUGCUAUCUCGGAGAAAUUUACUGCUCCCCACCCAACCACCCCCAUCCCUGCAGAUUCAACAGAACAUCAUCUCUGAAACUGAUACUGUUUUCCCCAAUACCCUCCUUUUCUACUUGAGGACUGCCUUCAGGAAUGCUGGGGCUUAUGCCUAUAGUCCAGAGAUCUUGUUCCCAUUAAUUAACAGAGAAAUCUGGUAAUGAACGUUGGCUUUAUACUUGGGUAACACAGGUUAGGAUAUACCCCUGUUUCUCUAAUACCUGGGGGUGGAUGAGACCAGAGUUAUACCUGGAGGGAACUUAGAAGCAUCUCUUCUCCCCUAUAUUUUCUUUCAAGAUGCUUUUUUUUUUUUUUUUUUGGUCAUGGUUGUUUCUCAUGACCAAUCUAAUACGGGUUCUGCAGGAAUCUAGAGAUCCCCAUGUCAUGCGCAACCCCAUAGAGCAAUCUUGGGAAUUCAGGCAUUUUCCUUGAUCCCCACUUGGCAACAUGCCAAAUCUACGUGAAGCCCACAUUGUCAAGCCAACUUCAGAGCCAUGAUUACCAAUGUGGGUUUGGCACGUUGCUAAGCGGGGAUCGUGGGAAAUGGGGGCAUUCUCACGAUUGCUCUGUGGGAGCACAUGCACUGCGGGGAUCCCUAGAUCCCUGCAGAGCCCACGUUAGAUUAAUCAUGAGAACCAGCCCUCGGAAAAUUGGGUGUCUAUCUUAAUAUGAACCCAGAUGAGUUACCCCAGAACAUCCUUUGACCACUCUUGUGGCUUGACAGUCAGGAUGGUUAAAGGGUGUUUGUAGUAAACAUUGAGACCAUAUGAAACCGAGAGUUGGUGGUUACAGAUUAGUUAACCCAAAGUGAAAAAGAGUCACCUUGUGGAUGUGUUUUAUCAUUCUGAAUUCAUCGCUCUAAAUUCUUGGGUGGGAUUUUGUACCCCCACAUCUCACAACUGUAUCUUAAAAUCUAGUCUUCCACCGUAGCCUUGCCUUAGUGGGAUCCCUUUGAUACAGCAGCUCAGGUUUCUGCAAGGCGUAUCCCAGUCCUGGAGCAGAUGUUGCUAGACCCACACAUCAGCCGUUUGUAGCAAAGCCCAGUCUUUGUGAAGGAGGUAAACUGUGGUGUAGACGUGCUGAUUAGCUUGAAAAUCUCGUUGAUGUAGCAGAAUUGCAGCUCAUGCCAUGUGUGCUUCUGCCUGAUCAGUAUCCCCUUCUCGUGGUGGGGGCGGGGGUGGGGCCUGCAGCUUAGAGGACUGGCCACGUCAAAUUAAUUGAAACUUGGAAAUUGGUAGAUCUGGAUCCGGGUCUCACUAUCAGUGAGACCCACUUUGUAAAGGUAAGCGGGGAGAGUGGGCUAAGCUUACUCUCUCUGCAGACGAGCAGGGCGGCCGCCCACAUGACUGCUGACUCCAUGACAGAGCUGGUGGGGGCUGGGAAGAUCGGGGGCCGUGUGCUCCUCGGCAGCUCCAGUAUGCCCUGUGCGAGCGCGCAGGGCAUACUGGAGAGACUCCCGAGCUGGGAGGCUGCUUUUAAGCCUCCCGGUCGGGGGUCUUCUCGUGAGUAGUUACAGUGCUCCGCAAACCCGGUUUAAGGGGAGGGGUAGUUUGGCCGGUUAACCUCCAGGAAGCCACCGGGCUCACCUGCAAGCCCAGUUGUUCCCACGAUCAGGCGAAAUCGGGCUAGGCUCCCCAGCCCGAUUUUGCCUGAUCAUGGGAAUAGCCCCCUGGUUUUAUGUCACAUUUGUCAUCCUGAGUUUAGAAGGGCUGUGAUUUUAUCCCAGUCAAAUUAGAUGCUGCUCCUUGUUCCAUAGGGAAGAGGAGAAGGCUGAGCAAUUGGAGGAACUAAAGAAAGCAAAUAAUUUGGUAUCAGUUUGAGAGAGAGAGAGAGCUGCCACAUUUCAGUGUAAAUGUUUUUAAAUGGCUGAGCUAAAUCGGAGCGGGAAUUUUGAAUUGUGCUUUCUGAAAGCAGUUCAAAAGAGUUGGCAACCUGAGUGUCUUUGUUGCCUCUCUUCACCUUAUGAGAAAAUAUGCUAAUUUAAUUAUUAACCUGCUCAAGAAAACCAAGGGUUUUCCCCUUUCCCACUUUAAAUUAUUUCAUUAGCCUGCCCAAAAAGCUCAUGGAAAUACUCAUCCCUUUGGAAUGCACCUGUCCUCUUUGUCACAUGGCAUCUAGGCCACCAGGCUGUAUCCUACAAUAGGCCAUGCCCUUCCUGUGCGGUACACACAGGCCUUUUAGACUCUACCUCCCAGAGAGUCUCUCAGCAGCCCUCUUCACAAGCCUCACAAGGGCUUGCUCUCCUCCAGAAAGGCCUAAAUCCUCACAGCCCCUCUUCUAUACAACUGGAAUCCCAUUCCAGAUUCUUGGUUCAUGCCCCAUUUUUAAAUUCGUGUGUGUAAAUAAAACUUUUAUAGCACUUGACAAGGAAUUUUCAACUCAGUAGCUGUGGAGAACUCCUUUGAAACAGCCGGGACUGAGACAUUUGAAUCAUGGGGCUAUUGGGAGAAUCCUUCCAUUCAGGAUGAAUUCUGUGUUCUUCAGCAAUAUCCCUGAUCAACCCUACUCCCUUCCUAACCAUUGUGGAAUUGUAUACUUUCUUUUCUUUUUUUAGGGGUGUAGCAAACACCUACCUGCUCCAGGAGAAGAAAUUCAGGGGCAUUUAUUUUGUUUUUACAUUCAUUUCUUUUUAUUAUUGUCUUUUUUUUAAAAAAUGUUAAUUAUUAUUUAAGGAAUUAAUGUAUGCAUUUCUGGAUGAAAUAUAAACACUACAAACUUGUCUUUA
Molecule: messenger RNA, 6958 nt
Organism: Hemicordylus capensis (graceful crag lizard)
Lineage: Eukaryota; Metazoa; Chordata; Lepidosauria; Squamata; Cordylidae
Gene: CYTH2
Product: cytohesin 2
Exons: 12
Coding region: 1998-3197 (399 amino acids)
Biological process (GO): regulation of ARF protein signal transduction
Molecular function (GO): guanyl-nucleotide exchange factor activity
Source: RefSeq, a predicted model, not a curated record